Messenger RNA from Oppiella nova, 321 nucleotides. Lineage: Eukaryota; Metazoa; Arthropoda; Arachnida; Sarcoptiformes; Oppiidae. The record is from the annotation of a GenBank genome assembly.
CAGUUAGUCUUCUUUGGUCAUCACAAGCAGUUUGUUUGGCUGAUUGUAGUCCCCGAAGACAUCGACAAAACGAGACCAAUUGUGGGCGAAACACCCCUUUCCUUCCACGCGCUCAACGUUUCGCCUCAUUUAUAUGUCGGCGGACACGAGUCAUACACAGGACACCCAUUCCUAACCUCUUAUCAUGGUUUCAAAGGUUGUAUUUAUGACAUUGAAAUCCGCGAUCACUUAAACGUCAACUUCAGGCAACUUUCUGACGAUUUUAUUAAUAAGUCUUCAAAUAUAGGGGUUUGUAAUAUAAUCGAUGACUGCCUUCACUAA